Messenger RNA from Zymoseptoria tritici IPO323, 1242 nucleotides. RefSeq lists its product as uncharacterized. The record is from RefSeq and is a predicted model, not a curated record. The coding region runs from base 1 to 1242 and encodes 413 amino acids. Gene Ontology annotation, cellular component: cytoplasm. The transcript is spliced from 4 exons. Lineage: Eukaryota; Fungi; Ascomycota; Dothideomycetes; Mycosphaerellales; Mycosphaerellaceae. Gene Ontology annotation, molecular function: ornithine decarboxylase activity.
AUGCUUGACCUGCUUAGCAUUGCAGCGGACCACUGCUUGAAAUCCGAGGAUUCCUUCUUCCUAGCAGAUUUCGGCCGGGUUGUCAAACAGUUCGAAUUAUGGAAUACACACUUGCCGGCCGUUCGUCCUUUCUAUGCCGUGAAAUGCAAUCCUGAUCCAAACCUACUCGGACUACUGGCGCAGCUUGGCUCCGGAUUUGACUGCGCCUCGAUCGCUGAAAUGCAUCUUGCGCUUGCUACCGGUGUACGAUCAAAGGACAUAAUAUUCGCAAACCCAUGCAAAGCACCCUCUGCUUUGGCUUUUGCCGCCCGAGAAGGCCUCACCACGACAACCUUUGACAACCACAGUGAGCUCGAAAAGAUCAAGAUCUUGAUGCCGAAUGCGAGACUUUUGCUCCGGAUAUAUGCAAACGAUCCAACAGCGCUGGUACCGCUUGGAGACAAGUUUGGUGCUACACGCUGUUCCGUUGCGUCUCUCCUCCACAAAGCCCAUGCUCUUGGACUAAAUGUUGUUGGAAUCAGCUUCCACGUUGGUUCUGGCGCUUCAGACCUAGACAGCCUUCGUGCAGCUAUUGAGAGUGCCCGGUACGCUUGGGACCUGGCCGAAUCAUUGCAUAUGCCCAUGGAGAUCUUGGACAUUGGCGGUGGCUUUCAAUCCUCCUCGAAAUCCUUCAUAUCAAUGGCGACGGCGGUAAAAGAAGCCAUCGCUCGAGCCCGGUUCCCAGCCCAUACCAAAUUGAUCGCUGAACCGGGUCGAUUCUUCGCAAAAGAUGCUUAUACCCUGUUCACUCAGGUGAUUUCCCUGAGAGAGAACGACACGCAUGAACAACCCUGCCGUACUUCCUGCAGUUGGCAGCACAUGCUUUACCAGAACGAUGGAGUGUACAAGUCGUUCAUGAAUCGCAUCAUCGAAAAGGAGGAGUUCCACCCUAUUCUGGUUCCGGUCUCACGGACCAAUAAUGUCCUGGAGGAGGGAACGCAUACUUACUCGAUCUGGGGACCAACAUGUGACAGUACUGAUCUCAUCUCGCGAAGGGCAGCAUUCCCGUGCCGCGUUCAAGUAGGGGACUGGUUGAUGUACGAGAACAUGGGAGCUUAUACUUUGUCAACUGCAACAAGGUUCAAUGGGUUCUCGGAUGAGCGGCGGAUCCUUUACGUCAACAAUUUGGAGCGGGACGAUGAAAAGCAGACCUGGAAUGGCAAUAGCGAGUUGAGCGGCCAGAGGCUGGGGUCCUCGUUGUAG